Messenger RNA from Culicoides brevitarsis, 898 nucleotides. It is a transcript of the gene Bug22, whose product is annotated as cilia- and flagella-associated protein 20. The coding region runs from base 104 to 715 and encodes 203 amino acids. Gene Ontology annotation, cellular component: motile cilium; ciliary basal body. The transcript has 3 exons. The record is from RefSeq and is a predicted model, not a curated record. Gene Ontology annotation, biological process: positive regulation of cell motility; cilium assembly; regulation of cilium beat frequency involved in ciliary motility. NCBI's taxonomy places the organism in Eukaryota, Metazoa, Arthropoda, Insecta, Diptera, Ceratopogonidae.
ACAAAUAUCAUACUUCAGACGAGUAAAAACUUCAAUUGUUCAUCGUCCUCGGCAGAAACAAAUUAAAUUAUCUGUGUUUUAAAUAUAAAGUUAGCAAAAUACCAUGUUCAAAAAUACCUUUCAGUCGGGUUUCUUGUCGAUUUUAUACAGCAUCGGUAGCAAGCCCCUCCAAAUAUGGGACAAAAAAGUGCGGAAUGGUCAUAUCAAACGGAUUACCGACAACGACAUUCAGAGUUUAGUGCUGGAAGUUAUUGGCAGCAACGUUUCUACGACAUAUAUAACGUGUCCUGCCGACCCAAAAAAAACCUUGGGCAUAAAAUUGCCAUUCCUUGUGAUGAUCAUAAAAAAUCUGAAGAAAUAUUUUACGUUUGAAGUGCAGGUGCUGGAUGACAAAAAUGUUCGUCGACGAUUCCGGGCGAGCAAUUAUCAGUCGACGACGCGCGUGAAGCCCUUCAUUUGCACGAUGCCGAUGCGACUUGACGAGGGAUGGAACCAAAUUCAAUUCAAUUUGUCGGAUUUCACGAGACGUGCCUACGGAACGAAUUACGUGGAAACGCUGCGGGUGCAAAUUCAUGCCAAUUGUCGAAUACGACGCGUGUAUUUUAGCGACAGAUUGUAUUCGGAAGACGAGUUACCGGCGGAGUUUAAGCUUUUCCUCCCGAUUCAGAAGCCGCAAUCGACGAAGCAGCAACCGGCGCAACAAGCAGCUUGCUGAACGACGCUUUUUUAGGAAUUUCAUCGAUCAUUUUUUCAUUAAAACGAAAAAAAAAACAAAAAUUACGCACACACGAAGCACGUUUUUCACGCGAUUUGUAGGAAUUUUCACGAAAAAACACUCACAUCGAUCAUUAGGACAAAAAUAAUAAAUUUAAAAAAAAAUCGAAAAAAAUUUCUUUUU